UGUGUAGGAACUUUAGUCCAAAGAGAGAAUUUUUCAAGAUGAUGCUCAGUCCGGACCAGGCCGAGGCGGACCUCUCGUGGACUCAGUCCGACCCGGAGACGCUGCUGAGCGGCCUGAAGUCUGCGGGCUGCUCGUCGGAGGAACCGGCGGAGGAGGGCGAGGAGCGGGCCAACAAGUGUCGGUCCGAUCAGCCUCUGAGCCGCGAGGAGACGCGGCGGCGGCGGGCGACGGCCAAGUACCGCUCGGCCCACGCCACCAGGGAACGGAUCCGAGUGGAGGCGUUCAACGUGGCGUUCGCGGAGCUCCGCAAACUGCUGCCCACUUUGCCCCCCGACAAGAAACUGUCCAAGAUCGAGAUUCUCAGACUGGCUAUCUGCUACAUCUCCUACCUGAACCACGUCCUGGACGUCUAGACCUGAUCCAACAUAUCCUAUACCUGACCAAGUCCAGGAGGUCUAGACCUGGUCUAAGAAUCACGUCCUGGAGGUCUAGACCUGGUCCGUGUGGCCUUUACAUGCUCAUCAGCAGUAUUUGUACUACGUCCUUUACUUUGGACGCAUCACCCAACGCGGACCAGGUAUCCCCACCAAAACCAGCAGGUAUGCACAGGGGUCCAAAGUGUGGCCGGGGGGCCAUUUGUGGACUGUGUUUUUUUGUUUUUUUUCCCCCCAUUUAUUGUCCCUUCACAAAUUAUAAACAUUCUAAUGACAAAGAAGAAGAAUUUCGGUAAUGUUACAUAAAACAAUUUAAUUCUACAAACCAUUUGCUUAGUCAGCUGUAACAUAAAGUUAUAUACGUUUUUUGUAUUUUUAUUAUAUUUUUUGCAAGCUUGGACACACCACUUAUGGUGGGUAGAGACGUACAACUGUCUCACUGACAAAGUGUCAAAAAAAAUAAUAGAUAUAUACACUUUUCAUUUUCUGGACUUUUCACAAUAAAAGUGUCUUGCUGGUGGACAGCUACAAGGAGAUCCCUAAAGUCUGGACACUUGCACAUAUCAUACCACAUUUGUUUAAUUUCGUAUACAAAUACAUACAUCACCUGAUUCUUAAUUCCACCUAUUGAUUUAUUUAUUUUUUUACCAUAUUUGUAUUUAUAUUAUUAUAUAUAGCCUAUAUGUUUUAUUAAAUGAUUUAAUUUUAAUGUACUAUUUAUUUUUGUAUUAUUCAUGAGUGAAAUACAACUUGUUAUAAUGCACAUACUGUAUAUUCUAUUUGUCCAGACUUGAGGCCAGCUUGUAGAUGAGAGCGUUUGGAAUAAAAAAAAAAUAAAAUAAAAAAAAAGGGUAAUAAAGAUAGCUGCUUUAGAUUUUUAGUUUAGGAAGGAUAAAAAAAAAUCAAAAGAAAUGCGUAAGUGCCACUUAAAUAAUGUGUGACCUUGCUAGUUAUUUAUUUAAUUGUGUUGAUAUUUAAGAGUCAUUUGUUUAUGUUUGUAUCAGUGUGUGUUUUGCGUUUAGACUGUGAAGUUGUGGUGUGUUUUUUUUCGCACUCUUGAAAAAUGGCACUUUGUGUUACUUUAUUUAUUUAUGCUGCGUUUGAUGUGUGUAUCAACUCUUAUGACCUUUAUUUGAUGUCUAUUGUGUAUCAAUAGCAACGACAAGCACUUGAAGACGGAGCAGUGGCUCUAAAAUUUUUAUUUAUUUCCACUCAUAAAUGUCAUUUUGCAAUUCUGAAAAUAACAUAUUGUUUUUUGCUGGGACCAAAUCAUUUGGAAAAAUGACUUGUGUUGAAUAUUUUUGGUGUAUUUGCUUUGGCUUUAUGCUUUUUCUUUUUUGGAAAUUGAUGAUGUGUUCUUCUCGUGACAUAUCUUGUAUCCAAAGAUCUGUUUGUCUCUUCAGGGUUGUGUAGACCACUUGUUGCUUUAUGCACAUCUUUUUCUAGUAGAGAUAUUAUUGCUUUCUA
Entelurus aequoreus (snake pipefish) is the source of this 1901-nucleotide messenger RNA. It is a transcript of the gene nhlh2, whose product is annotated as nescient helix loop helix 2. Lineage: Eukaryota; Metazoa; Chordata; Actinopteri; Syngnathiformes; Syngnathidae. Gene Ontology annotation, biological process: regulation of transcription by RNA polymerase II. Gene Ontology annotation, molecular function: RNA polymerase II cis-regulatory region sequence-specific DNA binding; protein dimerization activity; DNA-binding transcription factor activity, RNA polymerase II-specific. The record is from RefSeq and is a predicted model, not a curated record.